AUGUCUGCAGAGUCCUUAGCAGAUAUAAUAAAGGAGCAAAAUCGAGAGUUAAGAGGUACACAGCGGGCUAUAACCAGAGAUAGAGCAGCACUUGAAAAACAGGAAAAACAACUGGAACUGGAAAUAAAGAAAAUGGCUAAGACUGGUAACAAAGAAGCCUGUAAAGUGCUUGCAAAACAACUUGUUCAGCUGCGAAAGCAGAAGAAUCGAACGUAUGCUGUUAGCUCUAAGGUCACUUCUAUGUCAACUCAAACAAAGGUCAUGAACUCUCAGAUGAAGAUGGCAGGAGCCAUGUCAACUACAGCAAAAACAAUGCAAGCAGUUAAUAAGAAAAUGGAUCCUCAAAAGACACUACAAACUAUGCAGAAUUUCCAGAAGGAGAACAUGAAGAUGGAAAUGACUGAAGAAAUGAUCAACGAUACUCUGGAUGAUAUUUUUGAUGCUUCUGAUGAAGAAGAAGAAAGCCAAGAUAUUGUUAACCAAGUGCUUGAUGAGAUAGGGAUUGAAAUCUCAGGAAAGAUGGCCAAAGCUCCAUCAGCUGCCAGAGGCUUACCAUCUGCAUCAACAUCAAAAGCUGCUACCAUAUCAGAUGAAGAAAUUGAACGACAGCUCAAAGCUUUGGGAGUUGAUUAGCCUGAUGGCAAUAUACCAUCUGCCUUCUAAUUAUUCAUCUGUAGACAGAUGUAAAAAGUGCAAAUAUUCUUCCAAUGCAACUGAUGUCUAGGAAAACUCUGAAGCUUCAGAAAUGACAACUUUACGUUGGUACUGGGAGAAGAAAGGGACAGUAUUUUGAAUUAACUUACAGAGAGUAGUACAC
Messenger RNA from Merops nubicus (carmine bee-eater), 817 nucleotides. It is a transcript of the gene CHMP2B, whose product is annotated as charged multivesicular body protein 2B. The record is from RefSeq and is a predicted model, not a curated record. Bases 1 to 633 code for a protein of 210 amino acids. Lineage: Eukaryota; Metazoa; Chordata; Aves; Coraciiformes; Meropidae. Gene Ontology annotation, biological process: endosome transport via multivesicular body sorting pathway; protein transport; late endosome to vacuole transport. The transcript is spliced from 6 exons. Gene Ontology annotation, cellular component: multivesicular body; ESCRT III complex.